This is a messenger RNA of Chelmon rostratus (copperband butterflyfish), 3387 nucleotides long. It is a transcript of the gene vaspb, whose product is annotated as vasodilator stimulated phosphoprotein b. Gene Ontology annotation, biological process: actin cytoskeleton organization; axon guidance; neural tube closure. NCBI's taxonomy places the organism in Eukaryota, Metazoa, Chordata, Actinopteri, Chaetodontiformes, Chaetodontidae. Gene Ontology annotation, molecular function: SH3 domain binding; profilin binding. The coding region runs from base 475 to 1728 and encodes 417 amino acids. The record is from RefSeq and is a predicted model, not a curated record. The transcript has 14 exons.
UCCAGUGGAUUCACACAGAGCGGCCGACCGAGCGAGGGAGAGCAGGGAAGUCCGGCGCACACACGCGGCGUUAAUGUCCACAAACAGGACGCUAAAGCGACUCAAAGUGUGAAAAGAGGAGUUGUGGUUUCGGCGCAGCCCCGCUUCUCCUCGGCUUCACCUCUUCCGCUCGCAGAAAUCAAUGCGGGAUAGUGAUCCGAGUUGACAAGCCCGCUGCGCUACUGUAUAUCCUCUCUCCUCCCUCCUCUCCCGCUCCACAAGAACCAGGAAAUCGUCGAGGUGUGCUCCUUUAUACCGCUAGUGGCUACCCCGUUUACGGGUGUAGAUGCGUGGCUCUUUUUUUCGCCCAUAUUUCUCGUUUGUUUUUUUUUGUUUUUUUUUGUAUCCCAGUAGUUUGACUUCCGAAGCCGGAGCUUCAGCUCUGAAGUCAGCCAAACUUCCCUGCGAGGAGAGGAGCUCCACUCUGGCCGAACAAUGAGUGAGUCGAGUAUUUGCCAGGCUCGGGCCACUGUGAUGAUCUAUGACGAUGGCAAUAAGAAGUGGCUGCCGGCGGGCGCUGGACCCCAGUCCUUCAGCAGAGUCCAGAUCUAUCAUAACCCCGCCAACAACGCCUUCAGGAUAGUGGGACGCAAGAUGCAGACGGACCAGCAGGUGGUUAUAAACUGUCCAAUCGUGAGAGGCCUCAAGUAUAACCAGGCCACACCCAAUUUCCAUCAGUGGCGGGAUGCCAGGCAGGUGUGGGGACUCAACUUUGGCAGCAAGGAGGAUGCUGCUCUGUUCGCCAACGGCAUGACCCAUGCUCUGGAUGUGCUCAACACCAUAGCAGAUGCAGGCUAUGCAACCCUCCCCCGCCCAGUGUCAAAUGGACCUUCUCCAGAAGAGCUUGAACAACAGAGGAGGUUGGAGCAGCAGAGGUUGGAACAGCAGGAACGGGAGCGACAGGAGAGAGAAAGACAGGAGCGGGAGCGGCAGGAAAGAGAGAGACUGGAUAGAGAACGACAAGCUGCUGCAGUCUCUAUUCCUCCAGCUCCACCUUUGGCCCCUGGAGGCCCCGCUCCUCCACCGGCCCCUCCUCCACCCCCUGGCCCUCCUCCGGCUGCUGGUAUCCCUCCCCCGCCGGGACCACCUCCCUCGGGACCACCUUCCUCAGGACCUCCGCCGGCCCCGCCUCUGCCCCCUGCAGGAGGAGGAGGAGGUGGUGGAAUAGGAGGUGGAGGCUUGGCAGCUGCUCUAGCAGGAGCUAAACUCCGCAAAGUAUCCAAGCAGGAGGACGGCGCCCCUGCAGCUCCAAUCGGCAGAACUGACUCCAGCCGCAGCAGCAACUCCUCUAUUGGAGGAGGAGGGGGAGGUGACCUGAUGGGUGAAAUGAGUGCCAUCUUGGCGCGAAGGCGAAAAGCUGCAGACACUGGAGAGAAGCCACCUGUGAAGACACAAGAUAAUGAUGAUUCAGAGCCUCAAGGUCAAAGCGACACCAUGAAAAGACCUUGGGAGAAAUCUACUAUGACCAGGAAUAACACCAUCACCAAGAGCAUGGACUCCACUUCCUCAUUGUCUCACGGUUCCAGGGCGAAGCCUGCUGGCAACAGCAACGAUACAGGUGGAAUGGAUGACUCAGAUUUAGAGAAAAUGAAACAGGAGAUCCUGGAAGAGGUGCGGAAAGAACUACAAAAAGUCAAGGAGGAAAUUAUUGGAGCCUUUAUUCAGGAGCUGCAAAAGAGAAGCACAUAGUUCUGCUGCGUGUCAGGUGUAACAGAGGGAUGUGAUGGAUGUGGUUGAGGCCUCGUUAGGACCUCUCCUCCACUGCGCCCUCCCGUGUAGCCCAGGGAUUUCUCUUUUUUUUUUUUUUUCUUUUUUUUUUUCCUCCAACACAUUUUCUCUUUUCUUUCUGACACAAACACAUGUGAGCAUACUUGCUUAUGUGUACAUCAUGCAUAUUCACUUCAUGUAAAUGGUAACCCAGGGAACCUCCUCACGUCGCCAUCCGGCACUUUUGAUGAUCACUUACUAAUAUUGCGCCAGUGAUCCCAUCUAUCCCAUCUCUCCCCUGCUCAUUCACCCCGUCUCCUUGUGUGUCCUCCAUGUGUUCUGUUCAUUUGAACCAAUUCAGAGCACAUAGCUACAGCCACAGUGGCCCUCCCAAUUCGUCAUCACGUAAACUCAUCAUAACCCUCUUUUCUGCAGAUAUCCUGCUACUUGUGUCUUCUCCCUUCUGCUAUCAGACACACCAUUUACUGAUAGAGCAGUCUUCAGUAUUCAGGGACAAUAUAUUAGUCACAUUUUUACUGUAAAAACAAGAUGCUGGCAUGCUGGGAUCCUUUUUUCUCUUUUUCUCAGUUGACAAAUGUUCAACCUCAAACACUGCGAUAGUUCAGUUCAGACAUCUGCUCGUAGGUAAUUGUCUCGAAUGGUAGUUGGAGGUGGAAAAGCAACAGUAAUCGAGGAUGGAUCAGAGACCCAAACUCCCUGACUACUGCAAUGUCUCUCCAUCAAGUGGACUUUGAGCUCCUGGUAACGGCUAAGAACUGAAACAGCACAACACAAGCUUUCACUGCUGCCAGAUAGAGAAGUUGGAGGAAGAGGAGACAAGCAAAGGGAAUCUGAUGGACAACCUGAGUGCUGUGAAAGGGGAGUGUGUUUAGUAGUAGUUUUAUGAUGUGUGAGAAAUGUAUUCUCUUUGCAUUGCACUUGUUCAAGAGGAAGUGUGUCUGUGUGCCACACUGCCUUGACAGACUAUUCCCUCUCACUCAUAAAUGAGGUAUUUGUUGGCCAGCACAGUGGUCCUACACUGCGCUUCCGCUAGUUAUUUUCUUCCAUUCUAGCUAUGUUUUCUAACUUUGAAACAUGAAAAUGGCCAUGAUGAGGUCAAUUAAUUUGGCCAUGACCAACUGCCUUGAGAAUAAAUAUAUAAAUAUAUAUAUAUAAGGAAAAUAUAUAUUUGUUUUGAGGGAAAAUGUUAGCAAAAAUGAAAUGGUGUUUCUAUUUUAAUUGAAAUGACUGGUGAAUGGGGAUUUUGUUUUCCUUUUUUUUUCAAUGAUUGUUUUCAUAUGAAAUGUUAUUUUGGGUUUACUGUUUCUUUUUUCUAAUAGAGUCUAGGCUUUUUACACUGAAAUAUUAAGAAAACAGCUUAGAGACACUGGAUUAGAAAUGCCUUUAUAGUCGAAUACAGCUGCUUCUUGAAAUGCAUUACUUUGUCUUGAGUCAUCUUUUGCAUCCUGUCCUAAGAUUUCUUUGAUUUCAGACUAAUGAAAUUUGAUCAAUUAUGGAGCUGUAUUGCACCAACUUUCUUACACUGAAAUCCAAACUCAUCUGUUAAAUAGAAACAUUUGAAUGAAAGCCUGGCUUAGAAAUGUUGUGAAACAGAAAAAAUAAAGAAAAUGAAAACAAAAA